Messenger RNA from Lachancea fermentati, 4299 nucleotides. Lineage: Eukaryota; Fungi; Ascomycota; Saccharomycetes; Saccharomycetales; Saccharomycetaceae. The record is from the annotation of a GenBank genome assembly.
AUGCCCAGGGCCAAGAGGAGGGAUUCUAUUGAACGAGGAUAUGAUGAAGAGGGCGAUUUUUUAAUUGAAGAAGACCAAGAAGAUCGUUUUGACGAAGAAGUGGGGAGUUCUGAUGGGCACAAUGAGUAUUCGUUUCCUGAAGAGGAUGAAGAGGAAUAUGAUGAGGAUCAUUUUCCAUUCGACGAAGAUGGGGAGAGAGAGUUCGAGAAUUCCAAUGAAUACCCUAACGAUGAUAGUGCAGAUAUUGAAGACGAAAUAGGACAUCGUAGGGGAUUUGAGGGAAGAAGGCCAAACUCUUUGCAAGAAUUAUUGGGAUCACUGGCACAAAGUAUGGAAAGUGAGCGACAAAGAAUUAACCCAGAUCAUAGUGAAUCAACUCGUCGUGUUAAUUUAGCUGAUGUCUUUCCUGAAAUGUUUGGAGUAAUGGGUGGUCCUGUACGUUCUCAAAACCCAAACAGUAGAAUCCUAAGGUUGGUCCAAAACGUUUCUAAUGCACAGGAGGAUCCUUAUAUUGCCAUGGAAAGCUUGAGAGAAAUUUCUGAGCAGCUGCUCAUGAUGAAUCCUUUGACCGCUGAGCGCAUAAUCCCUCAGGACGAGCUUCUUAAAGCUAUAGUACAAAUUUUAUCAAGUCCUUUUUUACAAGGUGAGCUUGACUUGCAAUUGAUUUCCUGCAGAUGCCUUUACAACUUUUUUGAAGUCAAUCCUGACGUUAUCACUGCGGCUGUUGAAAAGGAUAUUAUUCCUGCUCUACAAGAUAAGUUGACCGAAAUAAGUUAUAUUGAUUUAGCUGAGCAAGUUCUAGAAACAUUGGAAUUCAUAUCAAGAUUGCAUGGCGCAGAAAUUUUGAAAUCAGGUGGUCUAAAUGCGUGUCUCCAAUACCUUGACUUUUUUACGACUCACGCCCAGAGAAAGGCGGUUACUAUAGCAUCAAAUUCCUGUGCCAGGAUUCGUGUGACCGACUUUGACAAUAUUCAGAAGGUAUUUCCUUCGUUGAAGGAGGUGUUCAUCAGUGGUACCGAUCAUAUUAUAUUAGGGAAAGUUCUGAAUGCAUUUUACGGGAUCUGCGGCGGACUUAGUAAAGAAGGACGCAUGUUAGAAACAAUAUUCGAUUUCGACUUAAUUGAAAGGUUUAUGCAGCUUAUACGGAGUCCAGAAACGAGCUUAGAAGGUAAACUGAAAUCAUUAGACAUUUUAUCUCAGAUUGCUGCCACUAGUUGCUCACUAUCAAAACAGAUUAUUGUAUCAGGAAAAGUCAUGAACAUGCUCAAUGGCUGUCUCAAUGAAUACAAAAAGUCCUCGGAUUCUCCGCUACAUGAAACAUUGAUGUUUGUUCCGAAGCCACUUCUUACAAGCAUUUCUCGCUUUGUGGUGUUGCUUUUACCUGCAGAAGAAGAACAGGUACUUUCAAUUGAUGCACGAAAGAACGUCGACUUAUCCGAUAUUGAUGAUCAUCUGACCCUCUUGGUCAAAGAAAUAUCUCCCGUAUUGGUUGACUUCUUUACCAAUACUGUAGAUUUUGAUAUCAGGAGAUACGUUUUGAUUGCUUUCGCUAGAAUCUCAACAUCCCUAAGAUCUUCAAAUGUUUCUAAUAUCGAUAAAAAUGUUAUUGGUAUGAUUGCCUCCAGUCUUACACAAAACAAGUACAUCUUUGAAAAUAGCAAUUGCCACGAUAUGAAAGCCGGUGCAUUAUUACUGGGAAUUUUAUCAUUAACAUGUAGUUUAGUGGCAAAAUAUGCUACAGAAUUUUUAUUGGCCUUUAAAAGGGAAGGUAUUUUUGACCUUCUCAAAUCGCUUUCUGAAAGCCUCGUGAAUUCUGAAGAGAUAAAUGACAAUUCUAAUGAUAGCUCUAUUUAUGAAGAUGAUGACACCCAAACUCAUGAUGCAUCUAACAGCGAUGACGAUUAUGAAAUGGAGUUUGAUGAUAUGGACAUCCCAGAUCAAGUAAAGCCCAAGAAACUGACGUUUAAUAUUUUCAAAAAAUUGAGACUAAACUAUCUCAUAACUGAAAUUACAGCAUAUAUCAAUUCUCUCAGCCAACUGUCUCAAGGAGGUGAAUCAGCUAUGGAUGAAUUGAGAGACAUUGAUGAUUUGGUCCUUGAGUUGCAAUCAAUGAAACAUUUGCCCGACUCUUUUGAGGAAUGGUUCCAGCUUUGGCAGAAAGUAAGGUUGAGUAUCUUUCGGCCUCAUUUCAACAUAUCCAGUUUUGAGUUUAUUUCGACUGGUUUGGCUAAAGCGAUGGCAAAUUUAAUUCCCUCGACUACUCUUCGAUCUAACGUGUACCAGAGCUCCUUAGUGAUGGCCUUCGGUGAUAAACUUGCAGAUUUCGUCCAGAUUUUACAAUCCGCUUUGACUAGAUUAGAAUCUUUCGAAAUAGUUGAGUGUGGUUUACAAGGGGACGAAGGUAGAGCAGGUUCCUUGGGUAAGCAAAUGAAAAUCAAGCUUGAAUAUGUCGGUGAUCUCAAGGAGGAUAAAGUGCCCGUUAAUAUCCAAUCGAUAGUUGUCGCAAUCCAUUGCAUUGCAUCAUUCAAAUCUUUGAACGACUUUUUGAAGCAUCGAAUAAUUCAGUCCCAGUUUUUGAAUAGUUUACUUCCUGGACUAUCGCAUGCCAACAUAAGUCAGGAAGAUCUACAAAACUGGAGGUUCGAAUUUUUCAUAAGUGAGAAGCCAGUUAAGUCCGCUGCAACGGUCUUUGGCACAGUUUUUAACGAAUAUGUCAAAGAUGGGAGGGACACGUCAGAAAUUUGGAAUGACAUUCAGACAAUCAAAUAUCGGAAAGUUGAGAAAGUUCAAGAUGAUACCAGUGUCACUGAUCUCUAUCCCUUGAUAGCUUAUGAAACACGGCAGUGGAAUCCAGCUGAUGAAAUUAUGAAGUUACUGGGAUGUGCAAAGCAUAGUUCUCUGCGGGAUGAGAACUUUGUUAAUGCUAAGCUCAGUGCAAAACUUUCACGCCAACUUGAAGAGCCAUUAGUUGUUGCCGGAGGAGCCCUACCUACGUGGACAUUGUAUGUCACACGAAACUUCCCCUUCCUCUUUCCGUUUGAAACAAGAAUGUUCUUUUUGCAAAGCACCUCUUUUGGCUAUGGAAGGUUAAUACAACUGUGGAGAAACCGCACGAAUUCUGAUAAGAAUGCAGCUCUUGACUCAUCGUUACAGCAAUUAGGAAGACCAACACGUCACAAGCUUCGCAUAUCGAGGAAGACUAUUUUCCUCAGUGCGCUGAAAAUCAUCAACAAAUAUGGUUCGACACCCAAUAUCUUAGAGAUCGAGUAUCAAGAUGAAGUUGGAACAGGUUUAGGACCAACUCUAGAGUUUUAUGCGGUGGUUUCGAAAGAGUUCGCGAGAAAAUCUUUGGGAAUGUGGAGACAUGAGAACUGUGAUUCGCAUGAUCAGAAAGAAUUUGUGGAUACAUCGUUAUUUCCCGCUCCCAUUUUGGCGAGUAAGGACGAGGAUCGGAUUGUUGAGUUAUUCAAGCAUUUAGGAAAUUUUGUUUCCAGAUCUAUGUUGGAUAAUCGUAUUCUGGACUUCCGUUUUAACAGAGCAUUUUUCGAGAUAACUCAUUCGGUUUGUAGAGGAGGCACACUUGAUUUGGAUGAUCCAAAACUGCUUUUGGGCUUACUAUCCUUAGUGGACAACCAGAUUGCGAAGUCUUUGGGAUAUUUACUGGACCAGCAGGAGCAAGAGGACUUUCAAACUAUGUGCCUCACAUUCACACUUCCUGGCUACGAUAUUGAACUUGUUGAAAAUGGAAGAGAGGUGAUUGUCGAUUCAAGCAAUGUUCAGGAAUAUAUAAAGAAGGUUAUCGAUCAAAUGUUGGUUACAGGCAUCGAGCGACAAGUAAAGAGCUUCAUUGAAGGCUUUUCAAGGGCAUUUCCAUAUUCGUCGCUCUUGAUUCUUACACCAGAAGAGUUGACAAGACUUUUUGGCCAAGUUGAAGAAGAUUGGUCGACAGAGACCCUUUACUCUUGUAUGAAUGCAGACCAUGGUUAUACGAUGGACUCGCCCUCAGUCAACGACCUAAUACUUGUAAUGACCACAUUCUCACUAGAAGAGAGGCGACUUUUUCUCCAGUUUUUAACUGGCUCCCCAAAGCUUCCCAUUGGUGGCUUCAAAAGUUUGAAUCCGCGUCUAACGGUAGUCCUCAAGCAUCCUGAGGAGGGUCAGAAACCUGAUGAGUACUUGCCAAGUGUCAUGACGUGUGCUAACUACUUGAAACUCCCGAAAUAUAGCAACAAAGAGAUUUUAAGGUCACGAAUCUCACAGGCUAUGAAUGAGGGUUCUGGGGCAUUUCUACUUUCUUAA